Messenger RNA from Guillardia theta CCMP2712, 294 nucleotides. RefSeq lists its product as hypothetical. The annotation marks the transcript as partial. The transcript has a single exon. NCBI's taxonomy places the organism in Eukaryota, Cryptophyceae, Pyrenomonadales, Geminigeraceae. The record is from RefSeq and is a predicted model, not a curated record. Gene Ontology annotation, molecular function: RNA binding.
AUGUCGCAUGCCCCCAGUAUCACCAGGUCACACAAGGACUCGUUCUUCCUCGCUGGUCAGAAGCCCCCGGGCUGCCGGACGAUAUUCAUGGGGAACCUGCCGUUCAGCGUCAAGGAAGGAGAGGUCCGAGCGCUGCUGGCUGACUGCGGGCCCAUCGAGUCGCUGCGGUGGGGGGAGCAGGAGGGAGCGUUCAAGGGGUUUGUGCACGUCGUUUUCACGCACUCGGAGGCAACAGACAUGGCGGUGAACAAGUCUGGGAGCUUGCUGAAGGGGAGGAGGAUCAAGAUCGAUUAC